Cyprinodon tularosa is the source of this 630-nucleotide messenger RNA. It is a transcript of the gene pclaf, whose product is annotated as PCNA clamp associated factor. Gene Ontology annotation, biological process: regulation of cell cycle; translesion synthesis. Gene Ontology annotation, cellular component: nucleus. Lineage: Eukaryota; Metazoa; Chordata; Actinopteri; Cyprinodontiformes; Cyprinodontidae. Bases 114 to 464 code for a protein of 116 amino acids. Gene Ontology annotation, molecular function: chromatin binding. The transcript is spliced from 4 exons. The record is from RefSeq and is a predicted model, not a curated record.
UGUCCAAGCCCAUCCCAAGACCGCAGAUGGUUUUAAACGGUGGCGGGACGCAACUUUUCACUCGGUGUGAUCUCAUCUGAAACAGCUUUCUGCAGCGAGGGUUAGCCGCCAAUAUGGUGAGGACUAAAGCCGACAGUGUUCCUGCAUCAUACAGAAAAGCUGUUGCAGCUUCUGCACCCCGGAAGUCGCUGGGCGCCAGUUUGGCCAACGCGGCGUCGUCAUCCAGCAGCAGCUGUUCCACUCCAGCAAAGAACAAAUACGCUGGCGGGAAUCCUGUGUGUCCUCGCCCCACCCCUACCUGGCAGAAAGGCAUCGGAGAUUUCUUUGGGGGCCCUCCCAGAAAACCAGAGAAGGAGAAUCAGAAACCCACAGAGUCCGAUGAGGAGGAGGCCGGCGGCAGCGGGAUGUCCAAGCCCAGCAGGAAGUCCAGACCUCUGCCCACUGAGGAUGAGGAAGAUGACUGAGCAUCUCUAGUGGCUUUUUAAUGUACAUCUGUAUAUAAUGACAAAUGAAUUCUGCUGUAAAGUUCAAUAAACAUGUUUUUACUUUCUUUUUAAACAUGGGAGUCACGACGUUUCAGUGAUGUGUUUUCUGUCCAGCUUUUUCUAUUAAAGACUCGGGAAAACUGAA